Messenger RNA from Cladophialophora bantiana CBS 173.52, 4044 nucleotides. RefSeq lists its product as uncharacterized. Lineage: Eukaryota; Fungi; Ascomycota; Eurotiomycetes; Chaetothyriales; Herpotrichiellaceae. Bases 1 to 4044 code for a protein of 1347 amino acids. Gene Ontology annotation, biological process: glutathione metabolic process. The record is from RefSeq and is a predicted model, not a curated record. Gene Ontology annotation, molecular function: 5-oxoprolinase (ATP-hydrolyzing) activity. The transcript has 2 exons. Gene Ontology annotation, cellular component: cytosol.
AUGCAGCGAGGAGGCACGUUCACGGACUGUGUUGGGAAUCCGGGAACAGGCCGUAUGGAAGAUGACAUUAUCAUCAAACUUCUGUCCGAAGACCCCUCAAAUUACGACGACGCCCCGCUGGAAGGGAUUCGAAGGCUCAUGUCAAAAUUUACGGGCCGAGAGAUUCCCAGAGGUGAGCCACUUGACACAAGCAAGAUAGAAAGUAUUCGCAUGGGCACGACUGUUGCAACCAACGCAUUAUUGGAGCGGAAAGGAGAGAAAAUGGCCAUGGUCGUCACGAAGGGGUUUAAAGACUGUUUGGAGAUAGGGAACCAGUCCCGCCCCAAGAUCUUUGACCUAGCUAUCCGAAGGCCUGAUGUGCUCUAUCAGAGGGUCGUUGAGAUCGAUGAACGAGUGACGUUGGAAGACUAUGCCGAAGAUCCUGAACGGCAUAAGACAAAAACCGAAAACAGCCACGAGGACUACAAACACAGCAACCUUGUUCAAGGCCUGUCAGGAGAGGCGGUCAGAAUAUUAAGAAGACCCGACGAGGACAAGAUCAAGCAACAACUUAAGGAGCUUUACGAUGAAGGCUUCCGAAGCAUCGCCGUAUGCUUGAUGCAUGGCUACACGUUUCCCGCUCACGAAGCAUUGGUCGGCAAGCUUGCGCGCGAUACUGGCUUUCAGCACGUAAGUCUAAGUCAUGAACUUAUGCCAAUGAUCAAAUUGGUGCCUCGAGCCACAUCAGCCUGUGCAGAUGCCUACCUUACACCAGCCAUCAGGAAAUACAUUUCUGGCUUUCAAGCCGGUUUUGAAGGUGGGUUGGGCACGGAGAGUGUCAAGAAAGAGGGAGGUGAUAGAGGCGCAAGGUGCGAGUUCAUGCAGUCCGAUGGAGGUCUUGUAGACGUGGAUCAGUUCUCUGGCUUGCGGGCCAUUCUGUCCGGACCCGCGGGUGGUGUUGUUGGCUAUGCAUUGACAUCUUACGAUCCAGAGACCAAAACCCCGGUCAUAGGGUUCGAUAUGGGCGGGACGAGUACAGAUGUCAGCCGAUACGGCGCAGGACGGUAUGAGCACGUAUUCGAGACCACCACGGCAGGAGUCACUAUCCAAUCCCCUCAGCUCGAUAUCAACACCGUUGCCGCAGGAGGCGGAUCCCGGCUAUUCUUUAGAAAUGGGUUAUUCGUGGUAGGGCCCGAGUCUGCUGGCGCACAUCCUGGACCAGCAUGCUACAGAAAAGGCGGCCCACUCACCGUGACCGACGCAAAUCUCUUCCUCGGUCGACUGCUCCCGGACUUCUUUCCUAAGAUUUUCGGCAAACAUGAAGACGAAGGGCUUGAUCCAGAGGCCAGCAAGAAACUCUUCGAAGAGCUCACAAAGGAAAUCAACAGCAAGACAAACAAGAACAUGUCAGCGGACGAGGUGGCGUAUGGUUUCAUCAAGAUUGCCAAUGAGACUAUGACGAGACCUAUUCGAUCACUCACCGAGGCGAGGGGACACGACACUUCACAGCAUCGACUCGCGACAUUCGGCGGCGCAGGAGGCCAACAUGCUGUUGCCAUUGCCGAAUCCUUGGGCAUCAGACAGAUCCUCGUCCAUCGAUACUCUUCCGUUCUAUCCGCGUACGGGAUGGCUCUCGCCGACGUCGUGGACGAAAGUCAAGUUCCCGAAUCUCACGUUUGGGAUAUGAAAAGCGGUUCCUCCCGCGAUGAUUUAAAGGCGAAAAUGAACGAACUCAAAGAACGUUCCCGCAAACGCUUAAAGGACCAGGGCUUUGGAGACGACUCGAUCGAGUACGAAGAAUAUCUCAACAUGCGAUACCGCGGCACCGAGUCGGCAUUGAUGGUAAUCAAGCCCGGCUCAGACGAAGCAAAGGAACUUUACAACGGCGACGACUGGGCCUUCGGUGACGCAUUCGUCCGCCAGCACGAGCUGGAAUUCGGCUUCACCUUACCGGACCGAGACAUCAUCGUGGACGACGUGCGCGUACGUGGGAUUGGGAAGUCCUUUCGGGGCAUGUCCAAAACGGCAGACCAGCAACUCAAGGAAAUCACGCCAAAAGACGUGGCGGAGGACAAGGCUUACACGACAUCGCAGGUCUACUUUGAAGGCGGCCGUCUCCCCACAAAGAUCUACAGACUCGAGGAUCUGGAGGUGGGCACACGGAUCCCUGGUCCCGCCAUCAUCGCCGACGGGACGCAGACAAUCAUCAUCGACCCCAAGGCGUCGGCAUUGAUUAUCGAGACACACGUGGUGAUCAACAUUGGCGAAGAAGGGACGGCGAAAAGGGCCAACACCAAGGAUGUCGAUCCCAUCUUACUCUCGAUCUUCGCGCACCGCUUCAUGGCCAUCGCCGAACAGAUGGGGCGAGCGCUGCAAAAGACCUCUGUCAGCACAAACGUGAAGGAACGGCUGGAUUACUCCUGUGCCCUCUUCGACGCUGAAGGCGGCCUCGUUGCCAAUGCCCCUCAUCUGCCCGUCCACCUGGGGAGCAUGUCGACCUGUGUGCGCACACAGGCAGAGAUCUGGAAGGGCAAGCUGAAAAGGGGGGAUGUGAUCGUCUCCAACCAUCCGGAAUACGGGGGCACGCAUCUUCCCGACAUCACGGUCGUCACGCCCGCCUUUUCCGGCGACAAGAUCAUCUUCUACGUCGCCUCUCGCGCCCACCACGCCGACAUAGGCGGCAUUUUGCCUGGCAGCAUGCCUCCUCACUCGCGUGAACUGUACCAAGAAGGCGCCGCGAUCAAAUCCGAGAAACUCGUGUCGCAGGGCAAAUUCGACGAGAAGCGCAUCACCGAACUUCUGUAUGACGAACCGGCCCGGUACCCCGAGUGCAGCGGCACACGGUGCCUGGCAGACAACAUCAACGACCUCAAGGCGCAGGUCGCCGCGAAUCAAAAGGGGAUCAACUUGAUCAGUGCGCUCAUCGAGGAUUACGGCGAGGAGGUGGUGCAGUUCUACAUGCAGAACAUCCAGGACAAUGCCGAGCGAUCGGUGCGAGAGUUGUUGAAGGAAGUGCACCAGAGGUUUGAAGGUCAGCAUCUUCAGGCGAUGGAUUUCAUGGAUGACGGCAGUCCCAUCUGCCUGAAAAUAAAGAUCGAUGCGGAAAAGGGGGAGGCCCUGUUCGAUUUUGAGGGUACGGGACCAGAAGUAUAUGGAAACAUCAACGCGCCUGAAGCGGUGACUUACUCGGCCAUCAUUUACUGCUUGAGAUGUUUGAUCGAUCAGGAUAUUCCCCUUAACCAAGGGUGUUUGAAGCCUGUGGACGUACGCAUCCCGUCGGGCUGUUUUCUCUCUCCCAGUGAGAAGGCCGCCGUGGUGGGCGGUAACGUCUUGACCAGCCAACGUGUCACGGAUGUGGUGUUCAAGUGCUUCGAAGCAUGUGCAGCGAGUCAAGGAGAUUGUAACAACUUGACUUUUGGCUUUGGCGGGAAUGUGAACGGGAGCGCGGAGCAGAAAGGUUUUGGAUAUUAUGAGACUAUUGCGGGCGGGAGUGGUGCGGGUAAGGAUUGGGAGGGCACAAGUGGUGUGCACACACACAUGACAAAUACUAGAAUCACAGAUGCUGAGGUCUUUGAGAGGAGAUAUCCAGUGAUUCUCAGAGAGUUCAGUCUGAGGGCUGGCAGCGGUGGCGUGGGACAGCACAAAGGCGGAGACGGCGUCAUUCGAGACAUCGAGUUCCGCAUCCCUGUGCAGGUCAGUAUCUUGAGUGAGAGGAGAGUGUACAGGCCCUAUGGUUUGCAUGGUGGAGGUGAUGCUCAAUGUGGUAAGAACAUCUGGGUUAGAAAGAUCAAGAAGGGGGAGGUCAAAGGCUUGGGGGGCGAACAUGAAGGGAAGCGAAGAGAAGCUGGCAACGAGGAUGAGUAUGUGGAAAGGUAUAUCAACCUCGGAGCGAAGAACACUGCCAGGAUGCAGCCUGGCGAGAGGAUCAUUGUGAUGACACCCGGCGGCGGUGGGUAUGGCAAGGCGGGUGAGAAGUCUCAAGUCCAGAUGAGAGAGGACUAUGAGAAGCAUUGGAAGAAGGGAAGUCUGGCUUCCCGACUGGCAGAAUGGGAGUCUAGCUCUUGA